GGUCAAAUUAAACAGCGAUUCAGCUUGAAGCCGAAACGUAAAACCAGGUCUGCAAUGUUCCGGACGGCAUACCAACGCGGAUUCCUAACUGUGUUCUACAGCUGCGGCUCUAAACCUUUGGAGUUAUGGGAAGUCCAUGUUGAGAAUGGUCAUAUUGCACGGCUGCUAGACCCAGAUAUAAAGUCCAUGGUGCUAGAUAUAAGAGGAAAUAAUGUAAGCACAUCGUAUAUGAUAUGUCCAACGAAAAACAGAAUUCUUGGAAUAACGAUGCCGUUCAUGAUUAUGGUGGUAAAGAAUUUGAAGAAAUAUUUCACUUUUGAGGUGACCAUUUUGGACGACACCGGGACAAGAAGAAGAUUCCGGGUAUCCAACUUUCAAAGUACUACACAGAUCUUGCCCAUGUCUACCGCUAUGCCUAUCGGUCUCGCUGACGGUUGGAACCAGAUCCAGUUCAACCUAUCUGAAUUCACCCGUCGUGCAUAUAAUAAGUCGUUUGUUGAAGUACAAAGAAUUAAAGUGAACGCCAAUAUACGUCUCAGGCGUAUUUACUUCGCUGAUAGGUUGACUCCCGACGAAGAUUUGCCCGCUGAAUACAGGAUUUUUCUUCCCCUACCUAAUAUACGCAAAAAGGCUGGAGAAGGAAGUAAAACUAACGUAAUUAAGGCUGCACCGUCUCGGACCAGUAAUGUCGAGCUGCCUCCAGCGAUACCUCCUGAAGCAGUUCCUGUGGGUGAGACGCCAGCGGCGGUUCAGGCUGAGGUAACUCCUGAGCCUGAUGCAACGGAGGUUGAAGCCCCUGCUCAGGAGGGCGAAGCUGCUCCGGAAGAAGUUGAAGCGCCUGUGGUGGAAUCAGUCCCUACUGAUGGUGAGGCAGCCGCAGAGGUACAACUUGAAUCAGCCGCAGAGGUACAACCUACUUCAGCAGAGGUACAAUCUGAAGCAGCCACAGAAGCACAGCCUGAAACAGCCGCAGAAGCACAGCCUGAAACAGCCGCAGAAGCACAGCCUGAGGCAGCUGCAGUCCAAGAACCGGCAGUAGACGCUCCGGCCGAGGCAGCUUCAGCACCGGAGGAAUGA
Messenger RNA from Cydia amplana, 1077 nucleotides. RefSeq lists its product as uncharacterized. Gene Ontology annotation, cellular component: motile cilium; ciliary basal body. Gene Ontology annotation, biological process: cilium assembly; positive regulation of cell motility; regulation of cilium beat frequency involved in ciliary motility. The coding region runs from base 55 to 1077 and encodes 340 amino acids. The transcript has a single exon. The record is from RefSeq and is a predicted model, not a curated record. Lineage: Eukaryota; Metazoa; Arthropoda; Insecta; Lepidoptera; Tortricidae.